This is a messenger RNA of Bombus terrestris (buff-tailed bumblebee), 4045 nucleotides long. RefSeq names its product A disintegrin and metalloproteinase with thrombospondin motifs 12. Gene Ontology annotation, cellular component: extracellular matrix. Gene Ontology annotation, biological process: extracellular matrix organization; proteolysis. The coding region runs from base 143 to 3862 and encodes 1239 amino acids. The record is from RefSeq and is a predicted model, not a curated record. Gene Ontology annotation, molecular function: metalloendopeptidase activity. The transcript is spliced from 18 exons. Lineage: Eukaryota; Metazoa; Arthropoda; Insecta; Hymenoptera; Apidae.
UGGAAAUUUUUCACCGGCGAUAUAUAGAGAAAGGAUCUGUAUACAGAAUUUAUCCAUGGAAGGAAAACAGUUGCGCAAAGUUUUCGUUGUUCCGCAGCUUCACGGCAGUGUUCACGAGAUCCACAGAAAAAAGUAGCCUGUCAUGAACGGAUUCCAAGCACUUCUGACGUUCUUCGGCAUCAUCGCGAUCGUAGACACCGAUCUAUCGAAGAGACACGGCAACGGACGUGGAAACGUAUACCAUGGUAGGUACACGAGAGACGUCCACGAGCCGGAAUUUUUGAUCCCGAGAAGAGUGUUCGAGGAUGGCAGCUUCGACACAUACUCGUUGCCGUAUUUCUAUGAUCGGCAAGAGAUCAACGAACGUAAGAAAAGGUCGACCGAGACGGGCGAGCAGGAGCUUGAGGUCGAUAAAGUGCACCUGGUGCUGCCUUUCAACGGGAUCGAACACCAUGUGGAGCUCGACCCGUAUCACGAAUUCAUCUCGCCUGACAUGGUGAUCGAGACGCGGGGCACCGGCCUGAGAACUAACUUGAACGAAGCGUUACGAUUCAAGAGAGCCUCCGAUCGACAAUGCCAUUAUCGGGGCUUUGUUAGAGGCCAUCGCGCAUCCAAGGCAGCUCUUUCUCUCUGCGAUGGUGUGGUUGGUUACGUGCAAACUAAUCAUGGCCGGUACUUCAUCGAGCCGGUGAACGAAGCAGAACCGCAGAAGGAUGGACAGCACGUUCACAUAGCUUACAAGCGGGAUGACUCGCGCGAAAAGAAGGAGAGUCGGGACGGUUCUUCCAAGAAUUACUGCGGAACUUCCGAUGACUGGGAGGCGGCGUGGGCGGAACAGUUAGCCAAACGACAGAAGCGACUAAUGGAAGAGAAUCCCGAAGUUGGUAAGAGCACUUCCUUGACCCACAGUAUUCAUCGUUACGUAGAGAUUGGAUUGGUCGCGGACAGAAGGUUUCUCGACUUUUACAACAACAGCAACUACGAACAGUACCUGUUGACUAUCAUGAACAUGGUGUCGGACUUCUAUCACGACAGAUCUGUCGGCAAUCAGAUAGACAUGGUCGUCGUCCGCAUUAUAUAUUUGGAGAAGGAAAAGGAAGAGAUAGAUCUGCUUAUUAGUCCCGCAGCCGAGGCAACGUUAGCGAGCUUUGCCAAAUGGGCCCAAAAGAUGAACCCCACGGAUCACACUCAUCCCAACCAUUACGACAUAGCGGUACUUGUAACUAGGUACGAUAUUUGCGCGGAAGGCGUACCACAUUGCAAUCUGAUGGGCCUGGCGUAUGUCGGAACUGCCUGCGAUCCCGAAAAAGCAGCUUGCAUCACCGAAGAUAGUGGCCUAUUGCUUGGAAUCGUAAUUAGCCACGAAGUUGGUCACGUGAUGGGCUGUUCGCACGACGAUGUCGCUAUCAGUGGCUGUCCACCCAAAGAUAACGAUAACAGUUAUUUCCUCAUGUCACCCAUUGUCAACAUCUAUUCGUUGAGAUGGUCGACUUGCAGCAGGAAAUACAUCACUACCUUGCUCGAGAGCGGCUUGGGCGAGUGCCUGAUCAACGAUCCAAGAAAUCCGCCGGAGAAAUUCAAGUAUCCGGACAUGUUACCCGGUGCGAUGUACGACGGCAAUUUUCAAUGCGACAUGAACUAUCCCGGAUCGAAGAUUUGCCCUGGCGAUACCGGGCGAGAUGCAAUGUGCGAGCUGCUAUGGUGCGAAGGGAAGAAUGGAAGCUGUUUCUCCCGGGGAUCACCCAUGGCCGAAGGAUCAAAAUGCGGCGAGAAUUUGUGGUGCAUUCGCAAGAAAUGCGUGGCUAUGGGCACCCGACCGACGGCGGUGCACGGUGGCUGGGGCAAAUGGGGUCCCAUGAGCGGUUGCAGCAGAAGCUGCGGCGGUGGCUUGAAAUUCGCCGAGAGAGAAUGUGACAAUCCGCCGCCCGCCAACAAAGGCAGAUACUGCAUCGGAGAGAGAAAGAAGUUGGCCAUUUGCAACACCAUGCCCUGCGACCAUAGGAAACCAUCGUAUCGCCAGUUGCAGUGCAGUUGGUACAACGAGCGAAAAAUCUUGACCGACGGCAAGCAUAACUGGACCGCGUACACUAUCCACGAUCCAACGUUCGAUCCGUGCAACUUGUACUGCAUCAAUGAAAAGAACGUAUUCACCAAGUUCCAAGUGGCAAACGAUUCUACUCCCUGCAAGGGUGGUACUAACAACAUGUGCGUCGGUGGUACAUGCAGGAAAGUCGGUUGCGAUUGGGUGUUGGAUUCGAAUGCCAUCGACGACAGGUGUGGAACGUGCAAAGGUGACGGUACGAAGUGCAAGGCGAUAGAAGGUUUCUUCAAUGAAACGGGAAUCCGCAACAUGCACGUGAAGAUAGUUACUAUCCCUCAGGGUGCUCGAAGCAUAUACGUAGCGGAAAUGCAGCCGAACAAAAACUUUCUAUCGGUGAGACUCGAGAAUAGCGAAACAUACUGUUUGAACGAAGACAAAUUCUUCCUCGUGUUAACGAACAAACCAAGUUCAUCGUAUACCGAACGAUUUUCUAACGAUCGUAGGGUGAUAUAUAGAAGCGGUGAUUACGAUUGUGCAGGCUCCAUUAUCGUAUACCUGCAUCCUGAGCCAAACAGAGAGGAGAUUGAAAUAAAGGGACCCAUAAUGACACCUAUUCGAAUAGAAUACGUAUUCUUGCACCCGAGACAGAAUCCUGGGAUUCAUUAUGUAUAUUACGUGAUGUCAACUGACCCGUCAUACAAACCGAAAUACCUGUGGGAUUUCAUGGAAUGGAGCGACUGCAGCGUUAAAUGCGGAGGCGGUACGAUGAUAUCGGAGGCAGCGUGUAUCGAAGAAAGAGGUGGAAAAGUGAGUCUUGAAUUUUGCGAUGGCAUGUCACGACCAGAUCCAAAAACUAGAGUUUGCAACUCGGAAGCCUGUCCUGCAAAGUACAUGCAACCACACAACCAUCGAGUCAUUUCGUGCUAUUUACAAUUUUACGUUUCUCUAUCUGCUUACAUUUUCCUCUCGAAACUGCGAACAGCAUACGUUUACCAUUACUCGUUUAUCGGCGAAUAUUUACGAUCGCUGUAUGACGAUUGGAAUUGCCUAAGGUGGCGUGUGAGCCAAUGGAGCAAGUGUAACGCCUGCGACGGAAAGAAAGGAACGAGGCAUCGUAAAGUGCAAUGCGUGCGACCCGCUGCUCGUGCCGGUGAGGAUGACGUUCAGGCAAAUCUGGACGCGUGCAAAGGUCGCGUGCCGAAACAAGAGGAAGAAUGUGUAGGCGAAAGACCGUGCAAGAAGACCUGCCCCAAAAAGGUCCGAAACGCAAACAGGCAACUCGUUGCUUGGAAAGAGAAGAAGAAGCAGCAGCUACCUCACGAGAAACGGGCUAAAAUGGUCGACAAGUUGGUGGACUUGAGUUUGGCCGGAUAUCUGGAGAAAGCGUACGGUAUCUCUCGUGAAGCCGAUGAUAUGGGAAUGACGGUCGACACGGCGGACUUCCGGCAGCUUCUUCGCGAAUGGUCCCUCGCCGACGAGGAAAAGAGGAAACGCGGCGCCUGCGAUCGAAACGCGUCUACUCCAAAGCCCGGAUCGAUCAUCAAAGACUCGGUGCCGGUCGAGAACGUGGUGCUGUUGGAGGCGCCUAUGCUAGAGGAAGGCCUCCUAUCGAAUUUGUCGGAUAGAGCGUAUCAGGAAGUUGGCGAUCUCGUCGGCGGUAGUAUCGAUACUUCCAGAGUGAAGAUUUAUAACGGUACGAAGGCUGUCGAGAAGAUCGAGGAGCUGGAGGGUCGUAACAUUAGCGCGGUGCCUAACAAGAAAGAAAAUUAUAGUUACGAUGCGUUGUCAAGAAUCGUAGAUUUGGCGGAACAGCGAAAAUGAGAAGCGUAACCAAUCCUCCAUUUGCGUACGAGACAAACCACUCGAAACUGGCAUCGUCGAUAUUUAUAAUCGAUAAUUGCAAUUAUUUGACACUAUUAUUUACUAAUCGAUAUUUCUUUGAUAUAACGUUGAAAAGUGUUAAUAUAUCGUCUGAUAAGAGUAUGUAUUAAGAAGCAUUGAUAA